AAUAGAAUAUGAGCAUUGAUUAAACAACCACCAAAACAUCUUUAGUUUGCUCUAUCUAAGUAAUACACUUAUUUAUUGCGCAUGUGAACUCCAUCUUUUCCUUACGUUGUUGCGGAAUUCGGUGAGUCGCGUGUUAUUAUAGGUGACUUGGCAGACAUGACACGUUGCCGGCGAGAUUUAGGAAAGACAACGGCAGUUGCUGUUGAUGUUGUUCGAACCUAUGACGCCAAAUCGCAGUGUCGAGAAUGCGAGCACGUGCUUCUCUGUGAUGAUAAGUUCCAUGGAUUCGUAUUUGAAACCCACUUUAAUCCCAGACUGGUCAACCGGCAAUACAACUAUAAAGAAAUGUUUGUUACUAGGCUCUGGCGUUGUGCUGGGAACCGCUGGUGUACUUCUUUACCGUGCACGGACUUAUUGUACAGCUGAUCUAUCUAAGGCUCGAAUUAUAUUCAUCAAAUCAACAAGUGACUGGGAUAGGCAUAAAAAGCUGUUUUUAGACGAAACCCAUAAAAGUGGUGUGUUGGGCGCUGACUGUGAAUGGGUGUCUGAUGCAGUUAGUCAUAUGCGUCACAAGGUGGCACUUAUCCAAUUAGCGCCCAACGAGAGCCUGUGUUUUGUAAUUCAGUUGUCCAAAUUGAACUCGAUACCUGUUGAGCUCGAAGAGGUGUUGAAAAACCCCGAAGUGGCUAAAGUGGGUGUCGAUGUAUGCGAGGAUGCUAAGAAACUCGUUCUCGAUUAUGGGGUAACGUGCAGUUCCUGUCUUGAUCUCCGACAUAUGGUGCUUAAUACUUCAAGGGCGAGAUACUUAGCAAAGCGUGGGCUGUCAUUGCAAAAAUUGUCAAUGGACUUGGUUGGCAUUGCACUGGACAAAUCGAUAUUACUUCGUCGCUCUAACUGGGAGGCAGAUAUUUUGACGGAAAAAGAAGUUUUAUACGCAGCUAACGACGCCUUAGCCUCAUUUCUAGUUGCGAAAAAAGUUGCGCUUUUAAAAGAAAAUUGUUUCUUGGUACUUUUUCGACAGUCGCGGUUGGAUGCUAUACUUAUGAAACAUUUCGGCUAUUUAUUUGACAUUGCUUUCAAAAAUUUUGUCAAUAUUGCGGACACAGUUAGAGCUGAAAAUGACAACAAAUACGAAGUCAAGAUCAAGCGCAAAAGCCGUCAAGCUGUUCGCGUUUCGCCUUACUACGAUAAUUGUGUGCUGCUGGCUCCCGAUGGUGAAGUGCUCGCCGGGAUCAAACGAAAAAAAGCCCUUUGGUAUCUUAAUAGGGGUGCCGCCACAUUAGUCUGCGAAGAACCACUGACGGUUCGCCUCUUUUUUGAACCAAAGGGACGUCCCAUCCUGGACAAAAAGUACUACACAAUUUCAAAGGACAAUCAGUGCGUCGUCUGCGGCUCAAGGGAUGAGCUUGUCCGCAAGAAUAUUGUGCCAACUGAAUACCGGAGCUUCUUUCCGAGCGUGAUGACUGAAUACAAUUCACACGAUGUCCUGCUGAUGUGCGUUGACUGUCAUCAGAGAAGCAACGCGCUGAACUCUCGACUUCGUGAACAGCUGGCACAAAAAUGUGAUGCGCCGCUAUCCGAGCACAAGUACGUCGUCAAUGUAAAAACUGCCCAAUUAAUCCGAGCUGCUAAGGCCCUACUGAAGCCUACUGCAUCGCAGAUUCCCUUACCGCGACUCAACGAGCUUAAGAAAAUAAUUCAACGAGCUCUGAAUGUCGACGAACUUUCGCCGGAGUUGCUGAAGGCUAUUGCAAUGCAAGAUCCGAGACGAUUCAAUGAGAAUUUCAGAUGCCACGGACUAACUGUUGUGGAACAUUUUGCCGCCAACGAGGGUGGAAUACUUGAGCUCGAAGCUUUGUGGCGCAAACAUUUUCUAGAAACCAUGAAACCGGCGUAUUUGCCACCACAGUGGUCAGUCAAUCACCACCGACGAUCUUUGGCUUACGAAAUUGGCCAAUGGGAAUCUGAAAAGGCAGAGGAAAUCCUUAAAAAAAUUGGUUUGACACGCGAUUACUGUGAAGAAAUCAAAGCCGAAGUUCGAUUGAUGGCUAAAGGUAAAACGGGCUCAUUGUCUCUGGAGCCACAUUUUUCCAAACAAAAAUAAUCGAAGUCUCUGAUGGUCACGAAAAUAUAGUUAGCUAAAAGUGUGUAGAAUAUAGAGAAUACUAUAAGUUUUCUGUAGACCGAUCGCCUCUUGGGUGUAAGGGCACGUAUUUUCUGAUACAGAGCGAUCUAUCAUUUGAUUGUUUGAUAUUACAGCUUCCAUGCUAAUAAUGGCCAGAGACCCUAAAGUUAGAAGCUGUGAGGCACUCUAAGCUCACAGGGUCGGUCGAGAAAAACGUUUAAAUCGCUUGGAAUUAACCAACUUUAAUGUAAUGGAUUUUGAAAUCUGAUUUUAACAGUAAUGUUAUUAGGUAUUUAGAUUUUCCAAAGUGUAAACGUUUCUGUAAUAUAUCGGUCAAAACAUAACGUUUCGAUAAUCACCAAUCCGCAUACUUAAAGUAGGGAAUCAGAGCUAUGUGGUGCUAAAACUGUAGUGUGUACGCUCAUUCUAGUUCAAUCUACGUGUUGACGAAAUAAUCACGCCAUUUUGUGUAUAAUACCUCCAGUAAAAGUGUGUCGGUUUAAAAACUUCUUCUCUCGCUUUCUGUAGACUGUACUUAUUUUUAUUACACAGUUUGUUUGUAUCUUAAAAAAAUAGAGCUCUAAGUCCGGUUUAUAAAUGCGCGUUAAACCAACACGGAUUAUAUAGGAAAUGUUAUCUAUACCAAAAGUGCUCAUUUAAAUGGUACUCGAUAUCGUAAGGUUGUCGAUAGCGUAUACGUAGAGGCUUGAUGGUUCACGUCGCUUGAUGGCUGUAGGUUCACGUCGAAAUGCAUUGACACGAAAAUUUAAUCCGAUAUGGCCGAGAUGGCCGAUAGCCAUAUGACAUGCACAUUUGUAUGGGGUGUGCUAAUUCUUUAAUUAAUUAUAGACUUUAUUUUUUAUAUUUCUAUAUUUCGUUUUGUUAGCUACUAUAUUUUUAUAAAUAGAAUCAAACAAUAUAAAUCACAAACUAUAAAAGAUAGGGUACUUGUUUCAUAUGAUAAUAUAGUGUCCAUAUUAAUUAUAUUACAAUACCCGCGGCAGGCAUUAGGCGGUGACGCCAAGAGUAGAAACCAGGAGGUUUCCAGUUCUAAUCUGGUUGUACCCGUGCAAAUUGGUACGGCCUUGAAACUGUACAGUUGUUAUUUUAGUAAAUUGUUAGACUUUUUUGUACAUACACUAGACACACUCGUAAAUAAAGACGAUGAUUGAAAUAUCCUGCAACAUUCAGUUAAUCAUUGGAUUAGUAUGUUCGCUCUUUGGAGCUUGUACAAAUACUCUAAUAUUCCUGCAUCGUGAUUUUCAAGGUAUCUCAAGGCUCAUAUUGAUGUUUGCUGGUGUUAUUUAUGAAACAGUUUACGCUGAUCAUAAGGAGAAGUAUUUGAUAGGUGGCAUCAAAACAACGUGUAUGUUUGAUCUAAUGAAUCAAACGAUACCAAUACUAAGCAUAGAAAAAAAGUACGUUUACGUAAAUACAUUAAGCUUGUUAUUAUAACUUCAUAUACAUUUUCGCUGAUCAAAGAUUUAAAGAAACUAGAAAUUAGUUUUCAUAUGUAUUUAGUAACAUGGGUGAAUGCAUCAACACUUCCUAUGUGCCGGCUAUCAUUCACAUCAAAGGAAAGCUAUACUUUUAAUCAAUCGUUCCUUUAACUCUUGUAGACGUUAUGCAAAACGGUUUUCAGUCAAAAGUCACCAUAUUCAAGGGCUGCAGUGUAUUGAUAGCCAUCACUGGCUUAUGGUACUAGGUGAGAAUUCAUAGGAGAACCGUAGAAGUGGGAUAACUUCUAU
Varroa destructor (honeybee mite) is the source of this 3873-nucleotide messenger RNA. RefSeq names its product exonuclease 3'-5' domain-containing protein 2-like. Gene Ontology annotation, cellular component: nucleus; cytoplasm. Gene Ontology annotation, molecular function: nucleic acid binding; 3'-5' exonuclease activity. The record is from RefSeq and is a predicted model, not a curated record. NCBI's taxonomy places the organism in Eukaryota, Metazoa, Arthropoda, Arachnida, Mesostigmata, Varroidae. Gene Ontology annotation, biological process: nucleobase-containing compound metabolic process.